AUGACCUAUCACCAGCAAAAAGGAAGUGUUAGCCGGGACAUAAAGGAAACAGAGCAUACACUCCACAUGUACAUGUUCCAGAUAGGGGAAGGACGCCCAAACGGCAACGAAAAAAGCAUUGUUUAUCCCCAGAAUAACAAACCCCCGAUCAUGUUUGGUCGCGUCGUCGCUGUUGACUGGGCCAUACGCGAUGGCCUUGACCAAAACAAGGCCAGCAUUGUGGCCCGUGGACGAGGCUUUGUUGUCGGCAACAGCAUGACCACCCAUGGUUACUUCCUCUCUCUCGACAUUCUCUUCACCGAUGAGAGGCUCAAGGGGUCAAGCCUUAAGGUGCUUGGAAGUUACGAGAAUCAGACCGACAAUUCACACUUGGCAGUCGUCGGCGGGACCGGGGAGUUUGCGUAUGCACAAGGUACUGUGAGUUACAAAGAGGUAUCUAAUACAGGGGCAGAAAUUAUCAGGGAGGUCCAUAUCUGUGUCUUCAGCCGCAACAUCCCAAAACAACCAACGGUAACGACUCCUGCUGCUACCAAGGAAGGACCAUUGGGUGGCAAUGGAGGGAAUGCUUUCGACAUCCCAAAUCCACCACAACGCAUAGAGAGCGUGACUAUUCGAAGAGGCGAUGUCAUUGAUUCUUUUGCUUAUUCUUACAUUGACCAAGCUGGUAAGAGGCAGACCGCUGGUCCUUGGGGUGGCAAUGGUGGCAAUCCGGGAGAAUCGAUUCUUUUUGCUCCAUCAGAGACACUGAAGAAAGUUAUUGGAACAACCGGUGAAUUUCGAGGAGCCACCGUUGUAACAUCACUUACCUUUGUCACCAAUGUUAAGACAUAUGGACCAUAUGGAAAAGAAUACUCAGUCACUUAA
Molecule: messenger RNA, 864 nt
Organism: Brachypodium distachyon (stiff brome)
Lineage: Eukaryota; Viridiplantae; Streptophyta; Magnoliopsida; Poales; Poaceae
Exons: 5
Coding region: 1-864 (287 amino acids)
Source: RefSeq, a predicted model, not a curated record